AUGUUCGAGACGGCAGGGUCGGAGCUGAGACAUCAUUCCAAUGCCGGUAGCGACGUCAUACGGCCAGAACCAGCAGAUCCGGAAGAUGUAGCCAAAAAGGCUCGGUCAAGACGCGCGCGGCUGCCGCGAUCACAGUCAGCCGGCAACAUGCUGGAGGCUGUCGGUGCUCCAAACAAGAGUGUCAAAUAUGAACCACGAGACAUUCCUCGAGAGUCAAGUGAGCACCGCGAACUGAGAGCGCUCGCGAAAUUCUUCCGAACCACGGCACCGCCGACUAAUAAUGCCCACGACAACUGCAUGACUCUGACUCGGUCUGGGUCGCCUGGGUCUGGUGACGACAGCAAACUCUCGAUUCAUGCUAUGAUGAAGCGGCGGCGAGCCGCAAAACGAGGAACACAGUCAUUACAGUUGCAGCUUUCCGACAAGGUGAUCGCCAAGAAAACCAUUGAAGGCUACCCAUAUGCUACUAUUGCCAUCCCUCAUCAGCAGGAUGCCGAUGGACCUUGGUUCAGAUCGCAGUAUCCUGUGAUUCCUAGAUCAAGUUCUCGUGGAACUGGUGGGCCACCUCAAUGGCCUGAGCGAACUACUUCCAGAGGAGCUCCGGGCCCUUCUGCGCCGACUCAUGGAGCAUCAACGGACAAUCUCGGAUUCAAAUCGCACUGGUCACAUCAAAGCUUAGAUAUUAAGGCACAGUCCCAUGAGCCUAGCCCUGACGACCUGAAGAAUUUCACCGAAGCUCGACUCCAGGCCGCCAGCUUCCUUCGUCGCCUGGCUGAAGACUCUCUCUCAACCCAGGAUCCCGAAACUGAAACUCAAACAGGAGUCGUGCGGAUGCCCAAGCAAGAUUUGGCGGGAGCGCAUCAACUACAGUCUCCAUUAUUGCCUUCAACGAUACGCAAUUUUGACAAGCACCAGCCUCAUUAUACGACGGUGGAGUUUCCAGCUACGCCUCCACCGUCUGGACAGCUUCAAGAGUUCCAAUGGCCUGAGCUUGUUCUCAACCCUGCCGGAGUAUCGCCAACAGCUUCACCAAAGACCCUUUUCACCAGACAACGACAGUCUAGCCUGUCAAGUUCACAUGCGGGUUCCGCUUCGCCCAAGUCUCCCAGAAUUCUGCAGAAGCCUCUCAGUAUUGCUACAGGUCGUGGUUUAAUUGUACCGCAGGACAACAUACAGCCCGAAUCCCCAGGUUUCCCAAGAAUGUUGGCCGCCAUGGAGUUUCCUUCUCCACCUAGAGUGUCAAGAUCACCCUCGUCUGCCAGCACUCUUAGUUCACGAAUCUCGUCACCAUCCCCGGCUCAGUUUCCCCCAGUUGUUCGUCCUCGGACUUCCAGCAAAGGUGCCAUGACCACCCCAAGCGGACCAAUUUCCCUUGAUGAGAUGAUCAUGAGAAAGACACGGUCAGGUCUUCCCCGUUCUCAAUCGGAUCACGCCCUGCGAAAAUACGUAGACAUAGAUCUAGCUGAUAGGCCUGUCGCAACAAAUCAUGGCCUUGGCAUUACUACGCCAAGUGGAGUCGCUGGGGAAAUUGCACAAUAUCCACGACGUCACGUGGGAUCUGCCUUGCUCACGGACAAUACAGCACAUACAAUUCCAAACUCUUCGGAGUCAGCCGUCAUUACUCAGGAAGAAUACUACGUGUCAAGAGAGUCGCCAGCACUAGGACAAAGUAAAUCACACCGACGAUCUACGUCAAGCGUAUCGACAAUCACAGCGGAGUCCCUCAGACGCUCCACGUCGACCUCAAACAACCGCCAGUCGACGCGAAGCAAUGCUACUACUGCCAGCACACCACCUGGUUUAGUGGUCGGUGACGGUGUUGGAGGCUCGUAUGAGAGUAUGAUCUCAAACCAGCCUCGGGUCUACGCGCCGGUACCCGAUGCCCUCAGAAAAUCUCAUCUGCAAAGCGCCGUAGGCAAAGAUGUGACAUACUCUGAUCCUGGCAGUACUUUGUCCCUUGAUUCGGCAGCUGGCAGCGCUACGAACAAGCCAUUGAGUAUUGCCGAAAGACGCAUGGUCCGUCAAAGACGGUCUGACGGGUUGAGGGAGCGAAGUUUUGAUCUUCCUCGCUCCGGGCCAAGACCAUCACCUCGGACCACUACCAACCCAGAAGCAGUCGAUUCGCCUGUUCUUGGGUGGUUCUCACAAAGCACAGUUCCGACUCGCAAAGCAUCCCUUCGAGGACCGUCGCCUCUGGUCCGGAUGUCUCACACGGCAGCCAUCAGUGAAUUUAUUGAGAAUCAACAGGAGCCAGGAGAAGUAUGCUUGGAAAUGGCGGUUAAGGCCCAAGAGUCCGAAAAUGCAAAAACCAUUCGUGCUAUGGAGCGAGGCGAAGAAGCCGUGUCCGACAUUGUAUCUGUGGAGACACCCGGAAAUCGUGCUUGGUCAAUUUCCCCCAUACUGGCGACAGAAAUCGAACCAGUGCCAAGUGCAAUCUUCGUCGAUGUAAAGGCCAGCAACCUUACGAUCUCACCAUUGAUGCUGGUAGCAAACAUUGAGCCUAGCGAUGAACAUGAAUUGGCUCCCAAGCCGACAACACACUUACGGUUGUCCAAUAUUUGGACCACAGAAACCGUGGCCCCCUCAACUCCGUUCAAGUCACCACACCGGCCUAGGUAUACUCCCAAGCGGCUUUCUCUCCACAUACCCUUGCCAGUGAAGAUAGCUGGUGCGUCGUCGGAUAUCAGUGCACCGGUUAUUCCGAGCAAUGGACAACUUCCUGGCAGAAGUAGUCUACCGAGCUUUCCAACAACACUACAGUCCAAGGCUCUCAAACGCUUCAGCCUGCCAACUCAUGUGACGGGCGGCCAGACGCCGUGGACAUCUUGGGACCGAGCUUCUUUCCCUCGAAGAGGCGAAACCAUCAUGGCACAGCACCUAGAAGAGGAGAGCUCAUCGGAUGAAGCUGAGGUUUUGCCAAGAAGACGCAGCAGCGUCAUCAAGGAGCGCAUCCAUAAGGAGAAAAUGGCAAAGGAGAAAGAAAUUGCUGAAUUAGUCGCGAACAUUGCUACUAAUACACCCAAGGUUGAGAUACAAGCUACGACUGUUAAUGAAGACGAAGAAGGCAAAAACUACACCACUGAUGAUUUAGAGCUUCAUCUCCAACGUCUCGAACAAAACAGCGAUGCAUGGCUCAGCGUUUUAGAUCCAUUGCUCAACAACAUGGCCAGCACUCUUCGAGAGGUGAAGAAAGAUGGAAGAGGCGCUCCAUUACUUAUGGGAGAAUUCAUGAUUGACAUGGCAGCUGAAGCAAGGCGUUCCAUGUUAUCUAUUGCGGCUCCCGAAAAGACCGCAAAUACCAAGAGCUCCGUCUCAUUCGAGGGAUUUGACGGCGCUCACCCAGCAGCUAAUACCAGACCGAAACCAGCGCCUGCACCAGAAGUAGACGGAAGCAUCAGAAUCAAGAAAUCCGGACGGGGUCGAAGUCCAUCCAAUAUUGCGCGUCUGCGAUUGCCCCUUGACCAGCCAGAAAAAGCACACGAGGUUAUACAAGCUGUGGACUCGAGCUCCGAAGAAUCAAAGCGACAUCAAGAAGCCCAUCUCAACGACUCGGGCUUUGCGACACUUGCGACCCCAGAACGCGACUCUACAGAGAACCCAAGGACGCCGCAACAGCAUGAAUUUGAAGCCGGCCUGGCAGUACGAAAGCGGAUACAGGCGCAGGAAAUCAUGAUGGACGAGCUCAUGAGCAAAUGGGGUAUGCCAACGCCUCGUGCAUCUCAAGACUCGACCAGAAUCGUCAUGGCAGAACCAGCAUAUGUGCAACCACAGUCGCCAUGCGAGCCCGAGACACACAGCAGAAGCAGCAGCCUGGACACCGCCAAGCCGACUAUUAUAAGCGGUAGCAAGUCAAACGACCUCGAUACUACUCCAUUAGAUCUCAUAAAUUCGCCAAUGGCCAAUAUUCGGAGAGGCAGCCGCCGCUGGAGCAGUGCUGGAGAGAGGGCUAGCUGGAAGCCUGGUGACAGCAGCUUCAUGAACGUCCUAAUACAUGACUUGAAGGAAUCUUCCAGAAUUAGCCUAGAGAGCACAGCGGAUAUCCAAAGUCUGUUGUUGUAG
Molecule: messenger RNA, 4059 nt
Organism: Truncatella angustata
Lineage: Eukaryota; Fungi; Ascomycota; Sordariomycetes; Amphisphaeriales; Sporocadaceae
Exons: 1
Coding region: 1-4059 (1352 amino acids)
Source: RefSeq, a predicted model, not a curated record